ACUUAAAGAAAAUGUAUUUAUUGUUAAAAUAAAUAGUAAAAGUAUACAAAAUUUGUUAAAUUAUAUAUUUAAAUUUAAAUUUGAAACUUGGCGGUGUGAUCUUAACACCUUCAAUGACAAAAAGCUAUAAGCUACAAAACUAUCCAUGCAGUAUUUAAUGUAAAAUCCAAUAGGAGGCGUGUUCAAAAAUGGCGUAGAUACAUUUUUGAAAUUAAAAUGGAAUAUCUGCAUAAAUUUAAAUUUCGUUCCAUAAAUUCUAACAGCUUAGAUUAAAUUUUAAACUAAGUAUUUUUUAUUAAUAAAUUCAAAGUCAUGGGGGAAACAUUUGCAAAUUACUACCGAAAAUUACCAAUAGGCAAACAUGUACAAGAAUAAAUGAGCCCUUUCAAAAAAACUAAUUAAAUUGCAAAUAAUUUAAUUAUCAGCCAUUAAAAUAUAUGUAUGAAAAUCGCUGGAGUUUUCCAACAAAAAGUGACUGCUCGAUUUGCAGACUGUCAGUUGUUUUAGUCGUUUCACCAAAUCUCCAAAAUGGUAACCCCGAAGGAUAUAUCGAUAGGACUUUUCGCUUUAAUCCUUGGAUUAGGCUGUGUGUCGAUCACCGAGGCUGCCUCCAGUGCCAGCAGCUCAUCUGCAAUGAAUUUCGGGAUAAUAUCGAUUCCAUCUGCAGCUUCUUGUUCCUGCUCCUUGUCGAUGUCCUGCAACUGCUGCCAAAGUGUAACCAUAAAUGCCAUGAACAACAACAAGACUCUUUGUAUAACUAUGAAAUUAAGCAUCCUUAGUGGCUCUGUUGAUGUGGGCGUCACCCUAGACGGAGGUUCGGUGGCCCAGUUUACAAUCAGCACCAAGAAUCCGCCAACGGCAUGUCUUCCCAUUGUUACCCUAGUUGGCCUGGACGUUUGCCUUAAACUGAACUUCAAGAUGGCCGGAUUGUCGGGAGUCCAGGCUUGUCCGACAUUUUAUACUUCCUACAACGCUAAUCAGGUCGUUAGCUAUAAUUUUCCUUGUGUCCAAGUGGGCUUAGAUGGCGUCAGUCUAGUAUAA
Molecule: messenger RNA, 1041 nt
Organism: Drosophila ananassae
Lineage: Eukaryota; Metazoa; Arthropoda; Insecta; Diptera; Drosophilidae
Exons: 2
Coding region: 529-1041 (170 amino acids)
Source: RefSeq, a predicted model, not a curated record